AACAUUUCUGUUUCUCGUUAGCUGCGUUGAUGCCUCUCGUUUCGUAAGCCCAGCCGUUAACGCAAUUCCACCACUCCUAUACCUGCGCCCUCUAAAAAUGAAAACAGAGCAACAUACGGACGAACGUUCUGGUGAGGUGCUCCAGGCGUACCUCAAAGUCAUGGAUCUCGCUAGAACUCCGAACCUCUACACUCGAGACCCCGAGUUCGUGAUGCUCGGAACCGGACAGUGUCGGAGAAUCCUUCUGUUAGAAGCCCUGGUGGGACACUCUCUGGUUCACGCGAAAGAUUGGAGUCCGAAGAGACCGAUUUUCUUCAGGCUGUUCUCCGACAGGAACCAGAACAGCAUCAGCAUCAGGAUAAAGGGCGACACCGCGUUCAAGGCCAACGCGGCCGACCUUGACGUGAAGCUCGAAGACUUCGAGGCGGAGCUGGAGAGGCGCAACGUGGCGUCGGCCAGUCCGCUGGAGAUAGAGUACAGAGGAUACAGGUACUGCAACGUGGUGAUCAUCGAGACGCCCAACAUGAAGGCGAGCGGAGAAGGCGCCAAGGACGCCGACCACGGGCAACUAGACAAGAGCGACAGCGAGCAACAGGUGAGUAGAGGCGAUCAGGUCAGGAAAAGAACGAAGCAAACCCUGGUGGCGAAGGAGGAACGCGUGUUGAAGUGGUGUCGACCGACGCACAGAAAACUGAUUUUUUUCGACCCGGACACGACGGACUCCGUAGCGAUCCUGGAGAAGAUCGACAUGAGGCUGGGCAGGAGCAUCCUGGUGUACGAUGACUUGGCCAACACCUCGAAUAACCUCUCGAGUUCGAAAGAGCUGAACAACUAUCUGGCAUCGAGCAUUCGCGGAAGAAGUCCGGACCGGAUCUUCUUCGUCAACUUCUUUUCUCCUCAGACGCCGCUUCUGGACCGAAAGGAGUACGAGAGCGGCCUGCAGGAAAUGGAGCGGGAUGAGAGUCUGUUCUCCGAGAGCUUGCGGAUCGAGCGCCACCACCAAGCCUGCAUCGGCGUGAAAAACCUGGUCAAGGCCAUAAACAAAGAAACGUGGAAAGUGCACCAAUGCUACAUUCUGGGCAUGCUGAACCAAAUUCACGACCUGACGCUGGAAGCGAGCAGAAACCUGAAGGACUGUCAAGCUCGGGUACAACUCUUGGACCCGCACCACUUGAGGUCCGUCGCAACGACCUUCAUCACCAACCUCAUGAGCGUGAUAGAAAAGCUCCUCGGCGAACACAUGGAAGACAGGCCGAACAGGCUCGGGCAAACCACCCUCGACGAGAGGGCCGUGGUGGGAGAAUGGGUCGACGGGAACGGCUACGUGGUCAGCUUGCCCGUCUCGGACGUCCCGAAUGGCGAAGCGCUCCUCCAGGGCGGACAACAACUCCAGCGCCUAUUCACCGAGUUCCGACUAAUGAUGGAGACGCUCCGUCUGCCGGAUAUUCAGCUCGACGAAAUAGGGACUUCGAUCGGCGCCGUCCGCUUCAACUCGUCCGGCCUGCUGCGAAUUUCCGCUGAACUCGUCAGCUCGACUCUCACCAAGCAACUCACGCCGCUGGUCGACCACCUCGUCUUCUACGCCAAAACUCUCCUCAAAAACUUCCUGCAGUACGCGUUCCACUCCAUCGCCAACGGCUGCGCUCCGUCGGACGCCACGUCAAAACCCUACAACACAUACCGCCUCUCGAAAAACAAUUCUCAGUACUGCUCGCCUCCUCCCGGCACCGCCGUCAUAUCCAUAGACGAAUUUCCGUACUACACCCACUACAUCAAAGUGCACUAUUUCUCCGUCAUCGAGCAACUCGCUCAGCACUGCCGCAGGCAGUGCAUGGACGAAUUCCGGAACAUCCCGUUCUUCCCCUGGGACCUGCCCUCCACUCUCCCCCACGCCCGAGACAAGAAGAAGUUUGACCUGCCUCGGUUCAUAGAAUGCGUUCACCUCUGCAACGAAAAGUUCUUCACCUCGGUAAAAGCCCAACUCACCAAAAACGUCCUGCUCAAGUGCCACGAAACCUUCCUGAACCCCACGGACUCUCCCCUCUGGACCGAGGGCCAGGCGUCGAUGAGCCUCUUCAGCGACUCCAAACUACACGACCUCUUUCAACUCUCCGUCAAGAGGGACCAGUACUUGGUCGAAGAGGCCCAGCUCAGCGCCAAGUAUAACGAGUGCCAGCAGCGAGAGUCCAAGUUCCAAGAGGCGUCCAACAUCCUAUCGUACUUUCUCAAAACCUGACCCGACCUGACCGCGUCAGAAAGAGCGACGCACCCGCCAAGCUCUCGGAUAACAAAAAUAAAAAUAAAAAAAACGUUUCAUCGUAUCUUGCUCGCCCGGUCGCGCACGGCCCUCUCACACGUAAUGAAUAGCUUUAAAAAAAAGCAGACAAACGACGAUCGACGCCAGCAAAACCCCUGUGAUCAGGUAAAACCCGAAGGCGCUAUGAACCUGACGGUCAAGAUAGACGUUCACAUUCAUGCCCCACAACGUAGGUGUGACGGUCGCUGGAAUCAUGAUAGCAGAGAUGGCCGCGAUGAUCUUCACGAAAUAACUCUGACGGACUGAAACGGCUCGCACGUUCACC
Messenger RNA from Schistocerca gregaria, 2582 nucleotides. Its product is annotated as dynamin-like protein A. The record is from RefSeq and is a predicted model, not a curated record. NCBI's taxonomy places the organism in Eukaryota, Metazoa, Arthropoda, Insecta, Orthoptera, Acrididae. The transcript is spliced from 4 exons. Bases 98 to 2236 code for a protein of 712 amino acids.